CACUAUCUCUUAACACUACAAUUACUGCCAUUACUGCGAAAGGCACCGAAAGCCCGGAUCAUAAACGUGUCAUCUCUUUCCUAUGCGUCCGGAAGAAUACAUUUCGAGAAUAUAAACCUACGUAACGGUGCUUUUAAUAUGAUGGCAGCUAACUCGCAAAGCAAGCUGGCUAACGUUUUGUUCACCCGCGAGUUGGCUAAACGUUUGGGUGACACCACAAUCAAUGCCUAUUCAUUACAUCCCGGAGCUGUGGCCACCGAUUGGCGCCGACAUAUUGAGUCCCCUGUUUUCAAGUUUAUCGCAAAAAUUUUCACCAAAAUGUUUGCCAUAUCUGUCGAGAUGGGCACUCAAACCACCCUUUACUGCGCUCUCGAGAAAUCACUGGACAGUGAAUCCGGAUUUUAUUAUGAAAAUUGUUUACUCGUGGAUAACAUGUAUGCGAACGCGACGGACGAUAAAAGUGCGGAAAUGUUGUGGCAAUUGAGCGCAGAUUUAGUCAAAUUAGAGGAUAAAUAUAAAUUGUAAACAU
This is a messenger RNA of Oppiella nova, 529 nucleotides long. Lineage: Eukaryota; Metazoa; Arthropoda; Arachnida; Sarcoptiformes; Oppiidae. The record is from the annotation of a GenBank genome assembly.